This is a messenger RNA of Cuculus canorus (common cuckoo), 3892 nucleotides long. RefSeq names its product serine/threonine kinase 17b (gene STK17B). Gene Ontology annotation, biological process: positive regulation of apoptotic process; intracellular signal transduction; protein phosphorylation. The coding region runs from base 142 to 1257 and encodes 371 amino acids. NCBI's taxonomy places the organism in Eukaryota, Metazoa, Chordata, Aves, Cuculiformes, Cuculidae. The transcript has 8 exons. Gene Ontology annotation, molecular function: ATP binding; protein serine/threonine kinase activity. The record is from RefSeq and is a predicted model, not a curated record. Gene Ontology annotation, cellular component: nucleus.
CGUCCGUGUGGACGCGGAUUGGCGGGAGCGGCCGGGGCAGCCGCAGCCGCGGGGCUGCGCUUUUGAAAGGCGAAAGCUGCGGAGCGCGCGGGCCCGGGGGGCGCGAGGUGACUGGUAGAAGAGAGAGACCUGUUCCUCACUAUGUCGAGGAGAAAGUUGGAUAAAAGCCGCUCUGGCUUGUUAAACACAUCUCUGCAGACACAAAUAAAGACAGACAAUUUCCACAAUUUUUAUAUGCUUGAAUCGAAAGAGCUAGGAAGAGGAAGAUGUGCUGUGGUUAGAAAAUGUAUAGCUAAAUCCACUGGUCAAGAGUAUGCAGCUAAAUUUUUAAAGAAAAGGAGGAGAGGUCAAGACUGUAAAGCAGAAAUUCUUCAUGAAAUUGCUGUGCUUGAAUUAAUGAAAUCUAAUCCUCGUGUAGUUAAUCUUCACGAAGUCUAUGAAACAGCAAAUGAAAUCAUCUUAGUGUUGGAAUAUGCUGCUGGAGGAGAAAUAUUUGACUUGUGUGUCCCAGGUCUGGAUGACAGAAUUGGUGAAAGGGAUAUUGUAAAAAUUAUAAGACAAAUACUUGAAGGACUUCGCUGCCUGCAUGAAAACAAUAUUGUUCAUCUUGAUUUAAAGCCUCAGAAUAUUUUGCUGAGCAGCAUCAAUCCUCUUGGUGAUGUAAAAAUUGUAGAUUUUGGUAUGUCUCGGAAGCUUGAGAAUUUUAGUGAACUGCGGCAGAUCAUGGGAACAACAGAGUAUCUAGCUCCAGAAAUCUUAAACUACGAUCCUAUUACCACAGCUACAGAUAUGUGGAACAUAGGUGUCAUUUCAUACAUGCUGCUGACACAAGAAUCUCCAUUUGUGGGAGCUGAUAAUCAAGAAACUUACCUUAAUAUAUCUCAAGUUAGUGUGGAUUAUUCAGAAGAAACAUUUUCAUCAGUUUCACAGCCUGCCAAAGACUUCAUUCAAAAACUCCUCAUAAAAAAUCCAGAGGAAAGGCCCUCAGCAGAGGCCUGCCUCUCUCAUUUGUGGUUGCAACAAGGAGAGUUCAUGCUCUUGUGUAGCCCUGAAGAAAUUUGUUGCUCUUCUGUGAUGCCAGGACACACAACAAACUGCUCAGAGGAGUGGAAUAUAAAAUCCAGUUGUAAUGGUACCUGUGGCGACAAGGAAGACAAAGAAAACAUUCCUGAAGAUAGUAGUACAGUCUCCAAACGUUUCCGUUUUGAUGAUUCGUUGCAGUAUCCCCAAGACUUCAUGACAGACUUCAUAUGUUAAUGUGUAAUACAGACUUUUAUAAAAUUAAUUUAGCAUAAUCUGUUCCAGUGGCGAAUAUAAGAUUAUGGCUUGCCAAUUUGUGCAGCAUUGGCAUAUUGGAAAUGCACUUUGAUUCUUUUAUGCUGGUGCUUCCUUUUCUAUCCAUUGCUGGCAAUGGGUUUAACUCCCGAGAAACUGGGGUUGUUGCACCAAUAAAACAAAUUGUUUUUUAAGAAGAUCUAAGUAAAUAUUUUUGCACUUUUCAAAUUUUAGUCCAAAAAUGAUGCCAGACUGAACAAACUAAAACCUGAAAAUGAGUUUGUUUAAACUCAGGCUUUGACAAACAGCGGUUGAAUACAGGCACAUUUUUGACUAGCCUUAUUAAGAUAUUAGUCUAAGCAGGAAAACUGAAUCUAGCUAUCUUACUGGGAUUUUUUUGUGACCAUUUUCUCAUCACUUUAAUUGGAAGCAAAAGUCAGUAUGCUUUGGAGAAUGAUACAUCAUUUGGAGCCAUUGCUUUCUCUCUGGAAUCACUAGUACUUAGGGAAAUGUUUCUGCCUUAUAGAUCUGAUCCCCUUAGGGAUUAUAAUGCAUAGUCUAUCUGGUUUUCCUGAGUUGGAUCUCUGGAAUGCUUGAAUAGAAAACAGGUCGACUGUUGAUCCUUGUGCUAGUGGUCCUUUGCUUCCUAUCAGUAAGUUAAAUCUGAAAAGGAUGAAAGUUCCAUGCUAAUAGGAUAUUUGAUAAUUUGCUACGUUUUCUUUCAUAAAGCCUCUAAAACAGUAUCAUCUACUUGUAUUGAUCUGUUCCUCAUCUUAACAUCCCCCCCCAAAAAAAAAACCAAAACAAAAAGCUUCUUUAGAGAUUAAAGGAAGAACUGGAUAAAUUGAAAAGAACCAUUUUUUGCUAGUGAAGCUGCAAUUAAAAGCUUUUAAUUAUGCCUCUGUAAUGCAGGAGUGCAGUGCAUCUUUCUGUCAAUUAUUGUUAUCUACAAUAACUUAGCUUCAUGCCCGCUCUGAGAAAUGGACUGCAGUGUGUAAGUAUUUAAAGACAAACUCCCUAAUAAUUGUUUUAAGCCUUUAAAUUUGGUUUCUGUAGUGGAUUUGUUGUUGUUUGGUUUUGGUUUUUUUCAGUGUUAUCUCUUCCUGUUUCUAGGCCCUGCGGAAAUAAUGCCUAUGUCAAGGUUUGACUUAGAGCAAAUACCGAUCAUGCCUUAACAGCCUGAAACUAAUACUAACAAGAUAAAAUCCUGAUUGUAACACUGAGGCUGGAAGUCUUUUUGUGUAGGGAAUGUAUUAAAACUCUUAUAAAUAUUUUGAAAGUAAAUGGCACUUUAAAAUACUUUUGGGAUUUUCCACUCCUCAGAGCUUAGACUUAAUCAGCUGUGAUUUGGAUUUGGUUUGUUUUGUAUAUCAAAAUACCACAAUCUGAUAGUAUUUUCCAGUUGUGCCUGUGAACUUGUCAAUAGUUAUGCAGAUUGAGGUUUUGGAACAACAUAUGAUUGAGAGGUGAACACGAGUGGUAAAAGGUUGUAUUUUAGCUUUCUUCACACAAGGAAGUAACAGGUUUUUUUACAAAUAGAUUUCAAUGUAAGGUAUCACCAUAAUGCAUGGGGGAAUUCAGGACUUGUCUUUAUUUUGGCUGGCACUUAUGUUGAGAAGUGAAAAGUCAACUGAGGUGUAAGGCAUGUAAGACUUACCUUUUGGCUUAUAUUUAUCAGAAGAAGUUUUCUAAGACUUAAUCUCAUGUGAAAUGAAGUAAUUGUUAUAUUCAGCACCUAUGAAGCUCACAUGCCCAUGUAUAAAUGAACUAUGCUGAGUGUCCUUUAUAUUUUAAUUCCCAUGUAAGUUUUUUCAGUGAUACUGGUAAUAUAUGUAAUUAUUAAAUUACUUUGCUGGAGGCAGUUGUUGAUUGUGUUCAGGUACUUUAUACCCUUACUUUUCAAAGUUCCUGGCUUUUCCCAGUUGGAGCCUUAUCUAACCUUUUGGGUUUUUUCCCACACGCAUGGAAGGUAAUCUGAACUGGAUAAACUAAAAACAUGAACUAUUUCAUAUGUACUAAGAGUUAAGUUCACUUAAGAUGAAGACAAUGUGAAAAAGCUGAAAUGGAUAAAGGUAGAAAAGAAUGUUUAUGAAAUUUACAUUUUAAAAUUCUGCAAAAAUAUUACUGAACUGAAAUUAUAACUGGGAAGCUUGUGAAAGCCUUCAUACAUUAAUAUUCUAGUUUUAACAUCUGUAAAAGCUGAAAGCAUGUGCCAGCACUUUAUGACAAAGUUGUUAUUUCUUAAGAUUUUUAUCAUGAUAUCAGAUGUUUACAUUUCUUACUACUUUUGGAGUUAACUUAUCUUUAAAUAAAUGAAAAUUGGUCUUAUCCAAGGAACUUAAGUUUUGAAGACUUUAUUUGUACUUUAUGUAAACUUAAAGUAUACCUUGAAUCAGAUUUUGUUUGGAUCAGUGCAUUUGGUUUAUUUAAAAAUGUUAUUGUGCAUGCAUAACUUCAGUUGAAUGUAAAUAAAGACAUUGUAGACAAUUGUUAGCCUGUCUUGCUUCCUGCCAAAUUACUGGGAAUUACCAAGUUUAAAUGAGUGGUCAGCAAUAUUUUAAGAUGACUGAAGUAAUUUCUAUGCAAUUCAUAACUUUUUUAUAUUAAAAAAAAUAAA